This is a messenger RNA of Penicillium subrubescens, 1209 nucleotides long. RefSeq lists its product as uncharacterized. The transcript has 3 exons. Lineage: Eukaryota; Fungi; Ascomycota; Eurotiomycetes; Eurotiales; Aspergillaceae. The record is from RefSeq and is a predicted model, not a curated record. The coding region runs from base 1 to 1209 and encodes 402 amino acids.
AUGUUCAACCGGUACGUCCUCGACUACCUUGCCUCAAAGGCUUCUUUCCAACCCUCAAUGACUAUGAACCCCUAUCUCAGCUGGGCCCUCCUGCUCGUGGUGGCAGGUGGUCUUGGUUGGUACUACACCAAUGGCUCGACCCCGAAGGCCAAGACCGCAGUUCGGACUGUCGUGGAGAAGACGGAGGCUGUCGUAGCGCCCAAGAAGCAAAAGCGCAAGCCCAAGGCACCCGAACCAGCCGUGGCGAAGAAGCCCGAGGUCAAGACUGUGGUCUCACCCCCAACCACCGAGGAUGACCAGCCCGAUGAGGAUGUUGACCGCAACGAGAUGGCCCGCCGCCUGGCUGCCAUCAAGAACGGCACUUCCCCUGCCCUUGCGCCUACCUCUAAGAGCCAGAAGAAGAAGGCGAAGAAGGCCGUCCAGCUCGAGAGCGGCUCCCACGCCUCCUCCACCACCGGCGCUGACGCGGAUGACGACCUCUCCCCCGCUGCCUCUCCCGAGGUCAACGCUACCGUUCCUUCCGCUGGAUACGUCUCCGACAUGCUGGAGGCCCCCGCCCCUGGUGCCGCGGUCCUCCGCGUGACCGGCAACAUCGAGUCUGAGCCUAAGAAGCAGAAGGCCCAGAACUUCAAGCAGGUGGAGACCAAGAAGCAGCGCCAGAACCGCCUCAAGAACGAGGCCCGCAAGCAGCAGGUUCAGGAGGCCGAGGCGGAGCGCAAGAAGCUGCUCGAGAAGCAGCUCCACACCGCUCGCGAGUUCGAGCGCCAGGAGGUUUCUCGUUCCAAGCCACCCACCAGCAACGCCUGGCAGACCCAGGCUAAGCCCGCGGUCAACGGCUCCUCUCAGUCCGCUCCCGCUGCUCCUGCUGCUGCGCCCGUUCAGCUCCUCGACACCUUUGAGCCCUCCGCCGCCGCUCCCGCCCAGAAGAAGUGGGACCAGAACCUCCCCUCCGAGGAGGAGCAGCUCCGCAUCCUGGAAUCUUCCAACGUUGACGACGACUGGACUACCGUAUCCAGCAAAAAGGUCAGCAAGAAGAAGGGUGGCAAGGCCGACGAGAGCUUCAGCGAGGCCAGUGCCUCCGAGUCUCAGCCCACUCCCGUGGCCCCUCUCCCCGUUGAGCCCCGUGUGACGGUGACUCCUACUUACCUCCCUGACAUCCUCCGCUCUCGGGAGAAGGGCCACCCGCUGGACUCGGACUGGGCCGCUUGA